CGUCAGGCAGAACAAUCUGAAUCUGAACAAACCGGCUUUGCACUCUGUCUGAGCAGCUGCUUUGUUUGACAGAGCGUUGAUAUCAGCUGUCGACUUUCUACACCCCUACACCCUCAUGAGAUGAACAGAAAGUAAAAUGGAUCUGAAGGUAUCAGACUUCAAACUGCUGCUGUAGAUUUGGACUGAGCACACAGUCUCCUCAUAUCCUGCCCAGAGCUACAUGUGAAUGAGCCAAACUGCACCAUAGAUGAGCAUCAAAAAGAGAGUGGACUUGAAAAUAGUUAUCCUUGGUUCCCUUGGGGUUGGUAAAACCUCUCUUCUGAACCGGUAUGUCAACAACAGAUUCAUUCAGGAGUACCGUACCACCCUGGGAGCAAGCAUCCUUCCAAAAGAGAUCAAAGUGGACAACACAUUAGUGAAGCUACAGAUCUGGGACACUGGAGGUCAGGAACGUUUUAAAUCACUGGUACCCUCCUUCUCUAAAGGAUCAGAUGGCUGUGUCCUUGUAUUUGAUGUGACUGAUCGAGACUCACUAUAUGCUCUGGAAGACUGGAGGGAAGAGAUUUUGCUGCAAAUUCCUUUGGAAUAUAAAGACUACCCUUUCAUUAUUCUGGGCAAUAAAGUUGAUGUAAUGGAGAGGCAGGUUACAAGUGAUGAGGCAGAAACUUGGUGUGCAUCUCGCAACAUUCCUUACUUUGAAGUGAGUGCAAAAGAGGAUAUUAAUGUGGACCAUGCCUUUGAGAACAUUGCCAGAAAAGCUCUGUUGCAGGAUUCUGAAUGGAAAGAUUGUUAUUUGACGAACUCCAUCUCCUUAGGAGACGACAGAACAUCGACGAACAAAAAAUGCUGCUGAGCACUGGGACUGGAUCAAAGUGGAAAUUCCUUGUGUGGGGACUAUAUUUUUUGUAAUGUCCUGUUGUGUUGGCUAUGCCUUCAACUGUGGCUUCAUACAAAGAUUUAUUUUUCUAAGAGUCUGGGAAGUCUGCAACUCAAUUUCGUAACUAGUAUAAUACCUCAAUAGCUUUUCCGUAAUUCAGAAGUUGCGGUGGAUUUGCAUUCGUUUCCUUAAACCACAUGAAAUAACUUGGCAGAUAAGCCACUCAGUACCUUGAGGUUCAAGCUCUUAAAACUGGACCCAUUCCGGGGUAUAUUUAAGCUGGACUACACUUAAUUCUCAACUGACUCAGGCCAUUGACAGGAACUUGUAAUUGAAAUGGUGCCAACGUGAGAUCUUCCUGUCUGGACAACAGGAGUGUAAAAUCCCUUUCAGGUUCUUGGUAAUACAGUUUUCUGAACUUUACACUACUUUGCACUGUGCUAUCAUAGGUGAAUAGGUUAUUAUCGAGGGAACGCAGAUUGCAGAGAAAAGGAGUUGCCAUAAGUGAAAGUUAAAUAUGCAUAUAUAACAUUUUAAUAAAGAUAUGGGUUGUUAGUAUUUGGAAUCUUCACAACAGAACCUGCAUUAAGGAACCAGAUUUUAUAUCUCAAAAGUAAUCUCGCAGCUAUACCACAGAAUUUCUGCCCUGUUUGUACAACAGCUGCUUUGAAUUCCAGAAGAACAACUUUAGUUACGCUUUUAUCCAUAAAUCACAAUUGCCAACUAUGAAAAAUGACAAUAAAUAACGGCACUCAAACAUGCACUAAUUUUAGGAUUUAUGGAUGCCAUUCAGAAGUCAAAACACAAUUAAAACAUUGGUUCAGAAGAACACAGCGGCACAGUAAUUAGCACUGCUGCCUCACAGCGCCAGGGGCCUGAGUUCAAUUCACACCUCGGAUGACUGUCUAUAUGGAGUUUGCACAUUCUUCUCAUGUCUGCGUGGGUUUCCUCCAGGUGCUCCGGUUUCCUCCCACAAUCCAAAAAUGUGCAGGUUGGGUGAAUUGGCCAUGCUAAAUUGCCUGUAGUGUUAGGUACAUUGGUCAGGGGUAAAUGUGGGGGAAUAGGUCUGGGUGGGUUGCUCUUUAAAGGGUUGGUGUGGACUUGUUGGGCUGAAGGGCCUGUUUCCAUGCUAUUGGAAAUCUAAUCUAAUAAUCAUGGCUGGAGUUUGGCUUGUAGAAUUUUUCUUCAUUUUAAAAAAUUGUUGGUGAAUGGAACUACAGCCUCGGUUUGUCUUCAAUUUAAAAGCCUUACAAGAAAUGCACAAAGGCUGAUACAACACUGUCUAUUGCAGUUGCCUGCGCUACGUUAAUGGAUGCUGCUAGUACUGGGACAAAUAAAGGAGUUAAAGGCAUGUGUUUGGCUGCAUACAUUUACAAAUACGCAUCAAUUCAUUUUGAAUUCAUUUUCAAUAUAACUCAAUGAGAUGAAAAAUGUUUAAGUGCAAUGUGUUCAUUCAUGUAUUUAGCUGUAAUAAAUAACUAUUCCAUGACUCAAGAAAAUAUUUGCACUACCAGCAUCUGAUGCAAAUGUGGUAUUACUGAACUGCAUAAACUCAAUUUUAAGCGAACAAAUUAAUUUUAUUUAAAUUUUACCAGAAAUAUAAUCACAUUUCAAAAGGAUUGAAGUCAUUGGAAAGUAAAUUCAAGUAGUGUGUCAAGCAACCAUCAAAACCAAUCUUCUCAAUUGGAUGAUGUGUCUCCCUCCUUCAAUCCACAUAGCUCUAAACAGCUAUCAGGAUAACAUGGAAUUAUUAUUUAAUACAGCACUAUAAAUGUAGCAUAGUCACUGAUCGAAGAUAAAAGGUACCAGCAGAUCCAGGAGAAAAUGUAAAUGAAAUUUAUAAAUAAAAAUUUGAAUAAUU
Hemiscyllium ocellatum (epaulette shark) is the source of this 2738-nucleotide messenger RNA. Its product is annotated as ras-related protein Rab-7b-like. Bases 248 to 853 code for a protein of 201 amino acids. Gene Ontology annotation, biological process: phagosome-lysosome fusion; endosome to lysosome transport. The record is from RefSeq and is a predicted model, not a curated record. Gene Ontology annotation, molecular function: GTPase activity; GTP binding. NCBI's taxonomy places the organism in Eukaryota, Metazoa, Chordata, Chondrichthyes, Orectolobiformes, Hemiscylliidae. Gene Ontology annotation, cellular component: lysosome; late endosome; phagocytic vesicle. The transcript is spliced from 6 exons.